AUUAUCCGUGUGUCAAUAAGUGAUUCCGUGGUAAAAACGUGCUGCGGCAUCCCGGUUGGUGCCCGUAAAAUUGUGAAAUAUCGUAGCUCAUCUGGCCUAAUUGAGAGUGGAUUUUCACCGGAGUAAUUACUUUCACCGUGCGGAUGGUGAUACAAGUGAGGAAACCAGUGUGAAGAUCUGUGUUUAGCUGUGUGCAUUAAUCGGUACGGUACUGCGUAACACAUAACCUUGAAGCAGUCGUAGUUUCCUGCCUGGAAGACCCCAAACGAAAGGAGCAAAACGAAUCAAAUAUGCAAAGAUGUCUACAAUCACGGAAAAGCGACGGGUUUCUUCCAUUCUCAAACCACAGUCACCACCGAACGGAAAUGGUACACCGUCCCGAAACAAGGUUCGGUUUGCUGUGUUGUCAGUCGAAUCGGUACUGCAGGAUGUGUUGGAUAAUAGCCGGUUAACGGGGUAUGAAGAAUUGUUACAAAACCUACAAGAAGACCCAGAGGAUGAUCAAUUUCAACAACUUUUCCUAGAAGCUAAACAAGCCGUUCCAUUGAUGAAGCCACGCUUCGGCAAGCUAGUGGAGCAUCUGCUUGCCACUCGCUGGUUAAACCGCACGGCGGAAGCCCAGGAGGCAUACAAACAGUUCGUAGUGGAGCUAUCGAUUGUGCAGAAAAACUAUUGCACGAUGACGAUAUCGAAGCUGGUCCAGCUGCUCAUCCCGGAGAAAGCAAAGCCAACGCCGGGCAGUACGGAAUGUGAGGACCAGGAACGGCAAAUGAGAUCUCUGCAUGAUCUGAUAAUGAGACUGCAAAAUGUGAUACCGAUGAUUUUCGACGUUGUGCUGACGCUGCUGCGAAAGAAAUUUCCCUACUACAAGCGGCCGACCUACGAGGUGAUCGGCUUUCUGUGCAAUGUGCUGCAGAUGACGGAGUACGCAUCGAUUUACUGUGAUGAGCUGCUGGACAUUGUGUUCUGCGAGCUGCUGCAGCUGGACGUGAAUGUUCCGCGUAGCGUUAUUGAGGAUACGGAAUAUCCGGACGAGGAGAUGAUGUUUGAAAUGACUGAAACCGGUGGCGAUGAUGAGGACACCAUGAAGCAUCCGGUUGCCGAAACGCUAGAUCAAUACAUGGAAAUCGUGCUUAACUACAUCCACCAAACGGUGAAAGUGGAUGGACAGGGAGAUCGAUUGUUUAAGAUCAUUCUCAAUCAGUUCGAGACACACAUCCUUCCCACACACAACACGGAUCAUACGCAGUUCGUCAUUUUUUACAUCUGCAGCUUUAAGCUUUCGUACGCAGAACAUUUCAUCAGUUCGCUCUGGAAAAAUGUGAACAAUCUGAACAAAUCACCGACCGUGCGGCAGACAUCGGUCGGGUACAUAGCAAGCAUGCUUGCCAGAGCGAAAUUUGUCCCAUUGAACUACAUUAAGUCGAUGCUGGUGGAAAUGUCGCACUGGGUGCACGCCUAUAUACAGCGGUGCGAUUCAAUGCACUACAAUCAAACGCUGAAGGCACAUCUCGUGUUUUACGCCGUGUGUCAGGCCAUCUUCUACGUGGUAGCAUUCCGCGCUAAUCAUCUUACUUCCAGCUCGAAGAAUCUUGCUUUCCUGCAAUCGUUGCAGCUUUCGUCAAUCGUCACCUGUCAGCUGAAUCCAUUGCGCGUCUGUUUGCCGACGGUGGCAACCGCCUUUGCUGGGAUAACUCGAGCCUAUCAGUUGGCAUACUGUCACACCAUUCUGGAACGGAAUGCACGCCGUAAAUUGGCCACCGUGUACAAGAACAGUACGCAACUGCCGGAAGAAUGUCUCGACACGUUCUUUCCGUUCGAUCCGUACAUGCUGAAGAAGUCUGGCAAGCGCAUUGAGGAGUUCUAUCUGCAGUAUCAGGCGCAUGAAAUAGAUGAGGAAGAUGGUGGUGAGACGAGUGUUGGCAAGGGUCGCAAACGGUACGAAUCGGUGUCGGAGGAUGUGGAUGAUUUCAUACCGGAAAGCAAGCGUCACAAACAUGCGGAUGGGCACGGUGUGGAUGUAAGCGGAGAAAUGUCAUUCUCGUACGGUACAUCGCCGGGAUUUCAUAGCUGAAUAAGUAAUAUACCCCUCUUCCAGUGUGGUAUAUAGGUACGGCACUAGUCGUAAAAUCGGAAUGUCUAUUUAUGCUUUUUAAAUGCUGAUAAUAAAUAAAUUGAUGCGUCAUUUAUCCACAUUUUCAAUGUACUCCAA
Messenger RNA from Anopheles funestus (African malaria mosquito), 2212 nucleotides. RefSeq names its product RNA polymerase I-specific transcription initiation factor RRN3 (gene Tif-IA). Gene Ontology annotation, molecular function: RNA polymerase I core binding; RNA polymerase I general transcription initiation factor activity. NCBI's taxonomy places the organism in Eukaryota, Metazoa, Arthropoda, Insecta, Diptera, Culicidae. The coding region runs from base 299 to 2074 and encodes 591 amino acids. The record is from RefSeq and is a predicted model, not a curated record. The transcript is spliced from 3 exons. Gene Ontology annotation, biological process: transcription initiation at RNA polymerase I promoter. Gene Ontology annotation, cellular component: nucleus.